This is a messenger RNA of Grosmannia clavigera kw1407, 1344 nucleotides long. Its product is annotated as nudix domain containing protein. Gene Ontology annotation, molecular function: hydrolase activity, acting on acid anhydrides, in phosphorus-containing anhydrides. The transcript has 3 exons. The coding region runs from base 1 to 1344 and encodes 447 amino acids. The record is from RefSeq and is a predicted model, not a curated record. NCBI's taxonomy places the organism in Eukaryota, Fungi, Ascomycota, Sordariomycetes, Ophiostomatales, Ophiostomataceae. Gene Ontology annotation, cellular component: mitochondrion.
AUGCGUGGAAUCCGGCCCAUCCGAACAGGCCCAUUCCGUGAGCGGACACGACUGCACCCACCAUUGCACCCACCACGACAUCCACCACUGCAGGCCCUUGCAUGCGGUCGGCGUGCUGUUUCCCUGCUUGCUCAGACCGUCUUCCGGCCAGCUGCACAGCGGUUACACUGGUGGCCGUUAGCGCAUCGACUAAGCAAGGCUAUGACACGACGGAGCAAUAUUCGAGCGGUGCACACAGACUCGGGGCCAGAGCAUCUGACCGCUCCUCGAGUCAUGGCCGGUACGCAGAAGGGCCGAGGAUCGGCCCAGGUUCGGAAUCCGGCAGCGCCGAGCGCCGCAGCGCCGAGUGCCAGCAUCGUGGUGAUAUCCCCGGCCAAUGAGGUGCUGCUGCUGCGCCGCAUACAAAACGGCACGUUUGCAGCGGCCCACGUGUUCCCGGGUGGCAACCUCAGCAGCUUCCACGAGGACGGGCUGAUCCCGGCCAGCGACAGUGCCGAGCGACAUGUGGACGGCCCGGCGUACCGGCUGGCAGCCAUCCGCGAGACGUUUGAGGAAAGCGGCGUGUUGCUGGCACGGCCACGGGGCACGAGCCGGGGUGACAGUGCUGGCGAGCCGGCAGCGGAUGAGCGGCUGCUCUUGCAGGUGCCCGAAGACAUAGCCGGCGCAGGACGGAAACAGGUCGAGCGCAAGGAGGUGCGGUUUGUUGACUGGCUGGCCAGCGUGGGUGGAGAGGCCGACAGCGACGGGUUGAUUCCGUUUACGCGCUGGAUCACACCGCCGAACCUGGCACGUCGCUUCACGACGCAGAUGUACCUUUACCUGAUGCCGCUGGCAGCGACCGCGACAGGGAUGAAAGCCACGGCCGACCAGACGGAGGUGUCGGCGGCCGAGUGUGCCUCGGCGGCAACGUGGGUGCAGCGGGCGCAGCGCAACGAGAUCAUCCUGUUUCCGCCGCAGAUGUACAUCCUGGCGCUGCUGGCACCGAUUCUCGGCAGGUCAGACGGACAGAUGGCAGACCAUGCCGGCGAGCGGCAACGGCUGGCCGAGCUGCUGCGCCAAGGAAGCGGACCGGAAGCCGGCCAGGCCUGGGCCGAGCUGGUGAUCAGUCCGCGCAUGUUGGCACGGCUGCCCGACGGCCGCACCGCCUUGAGGCUGGACCAGCCCGGGCCAGAGCUGAGGAACAGCGGCAGGACGGGCGACCUGCAUCGCGUGAUGGUGGUCGGCAGCACAUCGUCAGGCUCGCCUCGGGACGUGCAGCUGCAGUCGCGGGCAGAGGUGCUGGAUGCCAUACGAGCAGCUGCAGCGGCGCAGGCGGUGAGACCGGAGGGCAAAACAAGGUUGUAG